Molecule: messenger RNA, 2124 nt
Organism: Knipowitschia caucasica
Lineage: Eukaryota; Metazoa; Chordata; Actinopteri; Gobiiformes; Gobiidae
Source: the annotation of a GenBank genome assembly
AUGGAGGUAAUACUCCAGAUACUGGGCAGUCCCAUACGUCUCAAUGGAGCAGUCAGAGACGAUGGGACGGCCCGGUGGGAUCUGGAAUGGGACCGUCCAUUUCUGAGGUUCUUUGUGGAUCUUGGGCAGUAUAUAAAAGAGCCUGGCCCUCGGCUCCUCCUUCCCUCUCAGCAGCAAGAUGAGGAAGAGGAGCAGCAAGAUGAGGAAGAGGAGCAGCCAGAGGAGGAAGAGGAGCAGCCAGAGGAGGAAGAGGAGCAGCCAGAGGAGGAAGAGGAGCAGCCAGAGGAGGAAGAGGAGCAGAAAGAAGAGGAAGAGGAGCAGCAAGAUGAGGAAGAGGAGCAGCAAGAUGAGGAAGAGGAGCAGCCAGAGGAGGAAGAGGAGCAGCCAGAGGAGGAAGAGGAGCAGCAAGAAGAGGAAGAGGAGCAGCAAGAGGAGGAAGAGGAGCAGCAAGAUGAGGAAGAGGAGCAGCCAGAGGAGGAAGAGGAGCAGCCAGAAGAGGAAGAGGAGCAGCAAGAUGAGGAAGAGGAGCAGCAAGAUGAGGAAGAGGAGCAGCCAGAGGAGGAAGAGGAGCAGCCAGAGGAGGAAGAGGAGCAGCAAGAGAGGAAGAGGAGUAGCAAGAUGAGGAAGAGGAGCAGCCAGAGGAGGAAGAGGAGCAGCAAGAGGAGGAAGAGGAGCAGCCAGAGGAGGAAGAGGAGCAGCCAGAGGAGGAAGAGGAGCAGCCAGAAGAGGAAGAGGAGCAGCCAGAGAGGAGAGGAGCAGCAAGAGGAGGAGAGGAGCAGCAGAGAGGGAGAGAGGAGCAAGAGGAGGAAGAGGAGCAGCCAGAGGAGGAAGAGGAGCAGCAGGAGAGAAGAGGAAGAGGAAGCAGCCAGAGGAGGAAGAGGAGCAGCGAGAAGAGAGGACAGCAGAGAGGAAGAGGAGCAGCAGAGGAGGAAGAGGAGCAGCCAGAGGAGGAAGAGGAGCAGCCAGAGGAGGAGGAAGAGAGCAGAGAGGAGGAGAGGAGCAGCAGAGGAGGAGAGCAGCCAGAGGAGGAAGAGGAGCAGCCAGAGGAGGAAGAGGAGCAGCAGAGAGAGAAGAAGAGGAGCAGCCAGAGGAGGAAGAGGAGCAGCCAGAGGAGGAAGAGGAGCAGCCAGAGGAGAGAGAGGAGCAGCCAAGAGGAGGAGAGAGGAGCAGCCAGAGGAGGAAGAGGAGCAGCCAGAGGAGGACAGAGAGAGAAGAGAGCAGCAGAGAGGAGAGGAGAGGAGAGCAGAGAGGAAGAGGAGCAGCCAGAGGAGGAAGAGGAGCAGCCAGAGAAGAGGAGAGAGCAGCAGGAGAAGAGGAGCAGCAGAGGAGGAAGAGGAGCAGCCAGAGGAGGAAGAGGAGCAGCAGAGGAGGAAGAGGAGCAGCCAGAGGAGGAAGAGGAGCAGCCAGAGAGAGGAGAAGAGGAGCAGCCAGAGGAGGAAGAGGAGCAGCCAGAGGAGGAAGAGGAGCAGCCAGAGGGAGAGGCAGCCAAGGAGGAGAGGAGCAGCCAGAGGAGGAAGAGGAGCAGCCAGAGGAGGAAGAGGAGCAGCCAGAGGAGGAAGAGGAGCAGCAAGAGGAGGAAGAGGAGCAGCAGAGGAGAAGAGAGAGCAGAGAGAGAGGAGCAGCCAGAGGAGGAGAGAGAGAGCAGAGGAGGAGAGAGCAGCCAGAGGAGGAAGAGGAGCAGCCAGAGGAGGAGAGGAAGAGGAGCAGCAAAGAGAGGAAGAGGAGCAGCCAGAAGAGGAAGAGGAGCAGCAAGAUGAGGAAGAGGAGCAGCCAGAGGAGGAAGAGGAGCAGCAAGAAGAGGAAGUGGAGCAGCAAGAAGAGGAAGAGGAGCAGCCAGAGGAGGAAGAGGAGCAGCCAGAGGAGGAAGAGGAGCAGCCAGAGGAGGAAGAGGAGCAGCCAGAGGAGGAAGAGGAGCAGCAAGAGGAGGAAGAGGAGCAGCCAGAGGAGGAAGAGGAGCAGCCAGAGGAGGAAGAGGAGCAGCCAGAGGAGGAAGAGGAGCAGCAAGAAGAGGAAGAGGAGCAGCAAGAUGAGGAAGAGAAGCAGCAAGAUGAGGAAGAGGAGCAGCCAGAGGAGGAAGAGGAGAGGCCAGGCAGGAAUGAGAAGAGCAGGACAUGUGGGUUAUAA